This is a messenger RNA of Trichobilharzia regenti, 6081 nucleotides long. Lineage: Eukaryota; Metazoa; Platyhelminthes; Trematoda; Strigeidida; Schistosomatidae. The record is from the annotation of a GenBank genome assembly.
GUGAGAAUAAUAUUCUGUUGGCACACAUUGUCUGUAUCACUCCACCACAAUAUCAUACCCACAACGUAAAUUAAGACCAAAUAUGAGGAAUAAACACUUCUAUGUCUGCAGUCAUUGUCCUAAAAUGUCGAUUUCAAUGUUGACCGUAUCUUAUCAAUCUGUAUCACACCAUGCAUUCAAUAUGAUGCAUCUUAUUUAAUUAUUAAGACAACAUUUUGAUAGUAUAGUAGAAAAGGUAUGAAACCUCUUACAUUAUCUCUUGGUACGUAAGAUAAUAACAACAAGUUGACAGUCUCUUCAGACAAAAUGUCACCUGAUUUACUCUUUGAGGAUGUUCACAAUUAAUGAUCAAUCACUUUAUCGUUGGAUCACAUAGUCCUACUGAUCUAUACUAGAGACGAUUUCACAAAUAGAAUUGAAUUAAACGUGUUUGCUCAGUUUAUAAUCCCGUGAGAACAAAGUAGCAAUAGUACUAAUGUUAGUAAAACUAGGCUUCAAAUUAGUUCAUUAAUACCCGCUGUCACUAGUACUCUUCAGGUGACGUUGUUAUCAGAUAACUUUUGUUGACAUUCACCAAUUCAACUUACUGAUAAUAGUAGAGACAGUAAUUCCCACAGUUUAACCAUAGCAACAACCAACUGGUCUUCAGAAUGGACAACCAUUAGAAUGCAGGUUUUCACAUGAACAGGUUGGAUCUGAUUUCAAUGGGUCAAGGAACAAUAUUCUAUCAUCUACAUUCUGGAAAUUAUACAAAUCUCUUAGAACAUCCUCAAUUGAACAGUAUCUUUGUUAUUGGAAACGGAAAUGCAAUGUUCCGCUUGAAUCCAGAUAAUCUUCGAUUAUUAGCCAGUUUUGAAUUACCUUCAAAACCAGAAACCUCAUUCUGUAUGACAAAUACAAAAGCACCAUGCACUGAAACACCUGCAUUUAAUUUACUAUUAAAAACUCAGGAUAAACAAAAUAUUUGGUAUUGUUAUCUUUAUCAAACUGUCUAUAUGAGUCAUAAUGUUAUACCGAAUGUACAAUCUGCAAGAUGCGAAAUACCAUCCCCUACAAAUUUAGAACCUGAAUCUCGUUUAGUUCAAUGGGAGAAUUCUGUAUACUCUUCGCUUGAUUUAAAUCGUCCAGGUGUUAGCAUAAUGGCUAGUGAUAAUUUCUUGUACAGUUCUGGUUGGUUUCAUGGAGCUAUGAGAAUACAUCGUUCACGUUUACCAAAUUUUGAUGGACAAGCUAAUUGGAAUGAAUUUCUUGCCACUCCAUCAGAUGAAAUUUUUUUAAAAGAAUCAACUCAUUUCAUUUGUGCAUUUGAAACAAUCGAUUCAGUUUACUUCUUAAUACGUGAGCUGAAUUCACCAACAUGUGAGGCUAAAAUUCAUAAUCGUUACGUUCAUGCAUUCACUAAAUCGUCGUCAUCGUCAUCAUCGUCGUCAACUACAAAGUCGACAAUCACAGUCAAUGAGACACCAGUUACACGGUUAAUACGCAUAUGUAAAGGUGAUCCAGGCGGAUAUCCAUACGUGAAUGAAGGAGAAUUCGCCACUUUCAGUAAAGUGACAUUAGAAUGUAAAUUCAGUCAACAUCACCCAGUGAAUAACUAUAAAACAAUGAACAAUAAUAAUAAAGUCAACAGUAAAUUAGUAACAGAAUUUUCUUAUGGCUAUGCGAUAGCUGGUAAAUGGGAUCCAGUUGACAAUAAGUUAUAUGUAAGCUAUCAGACGGGAAUGAAAUAUCUUACUGGGGAUGCACUUUGUGUUUACUCUCUAAGUGAUAUAGAAGAUGCUUUCGAAAGUGAACUGGCGCCUAAUGAAAAUUUCGAGGCAGAUCAAGUAUUACCAAAUACUUUUAAAAAUAUUUGCAAACGUUUCAGUUCUGGUAUAAUGACAGAAUUAGACAUAAACAGAGGUCGACAAAUGCCUAGAACACAUAUGUCACGCGUAAAGCACGUCAACCCGAUCGGUGAUCGUCCAUUAAUAAUUCGUCCUGUACCAGGAUAUCCAUUUACACAGACUAGUCAGUUAGGAUGGUAUCAUAUAGAAAUCGAUCAUGGAGAAAGAAAUGCAAUACUUUAUCUGUCUGGUAGACAACGCAUUGAACGAUAUGGACUAUUCAAUUUAUCUACAGAAGAUAUCAUGGAAAUAUGUCCAUGGGACCAGCUGACCAUUCAAGAUUUUGGUAUAGAUGAUGAAAUCAUUACCGGUGUUUAUAUGAAGCAUAUAAAACCUGCUAAAGAAUUUUACAUAUUAACAAGUAAACACGUGAUUCAACUGCCUAAAUUCAUACAACUAUGUGAAUCAAUCAAAAAGUCAAGUGAAUGUAUCACUUCAAAUUUAGUUUCAUGUCGGUGGAAUAGUGAAACAAGCACAUGUGAAACAAAAACAAAAUCUUCGUCCUCCCCCUCCUCCUCCUCCUCAUCAUCAUCGUCCCUAGAUUAUGAUGUAAUAACCAGCAUAUCAACUGGUGUACACACUGUACAUCGAAAUACUCCUGAAGAAAAAUCAUUCCACUAUCAAGACAUUUUAUCGAAAUUUUCCACAUCAAAUCCAAAUUUUUGCUUAUUUGAUAAAAUUAAAUUGGAAAAGAAUAUUAAUGGAAAGAGAACUGCCUAUUGGUGGAAAAGUCUUCAAGGUCAUAUGGAGCAAUUACGAACUUCAACAAGCCAGGAGAAUGGAUUGUAUUCAGACACUCAUUUACCUAUUCUAUGCGUUAUGUCUACCAGAUCGAAUAUUAUGAAUCAGUACCAGAAUCUUAGUUGUCAUUGUCAACCGUGUUCUGAUUGUGGUGAUGAUCAGUUAUAUAGAAUGAAAAUUACUAACUGUCAAAUCCAUCCAUCAUGGUCACUUUGGUCCCCAUGGUCAUCAUGUUCAUCAGACUGUGGUUCUGGAUUACGUUCACGUGUACGAAGAUGUGAUAGUCCACAGCCUAUACAACAACAAAUAAAAAUCAAUAAUCAGGUGACUAGAAAACUCAUCACUUGUAAACACACUUACGAUAUUACAACAGAUUCAACUCUUCACGCACCAGAAGUUGAAGUACAAGCGGAACAUUGUCAACAACAGAAUCCAGCUUGUAAUGACAAAAUGGCAUCGUCUUCUAUAUCUGAAACUCGAGUAUAUAAAACUGGCGAAAUUCUCUUGAAAUGGAGUAAUUGGAAUGACUGUUCAACAAAGUGUGGUUAUGGAAUACAAACACGUCGUCUGCUCUGUACAACAAUUCAAGAUAAAUGGCAAGAAGGUAACACAUCGCACUGUACAGUGGUAAAUUCUGACAUGAUAGACAAUAGAAUAUGCCAAAAGUUUAUUUGUCAAAGUGAGAUUGUGCAUUCAGAGUGGACACCAUGGUUAAAAGCAUUGCCAACUAACCCACAUGUACUAAGGUAUCCAGCAUUUCCUGGCAGAUCAAAUCCACAAAUCUAUUAUGAACAGCGUUUUCGAUAUUAUUGCAGUGUUCCAGUUGAGGCAUCUGAAAACUUACAAAUUGUACGAACACAAAUUGUUGAAAGAAAGUGUCUGACUAUUGACCAGAAGUGUUCUAGUUUAUCAAACAUAAUCAGCAAUCAAAUUGGUGAAGAGAACAGAGUACUUUCAGAUUCAAUGGAAAUAUCGCCUGAUCCAAUCUGGUCAGUAUGGAGUAAAUGGUCUGAAUGUAGUCAAGACUGUAUCCCGGUAGAAAGCAUAACUUUAUCUGAUCAAUUGGAUAUACAACACAUAAAAUCCUCAAACACUUUUCUGUACACUUCCAAUGAAUAUCAAUUUCGAACACGUAAAUGUCUAUCGAGUAAGUGUUCACAAAACAAUCGUUUUGAGACCAGUAUUGAUAUACGUAAGUGCCCACCGAAACCAGCAUGUAAAAGCGGCUGGUCAUGUUGGUCUGAUUGGUCAAGUUGUUCCCCUGUUAAACUCAAUCAUAUUGAUGGAAGGCGAAAAUGUCACUGGCGUAAAGAUGGAGGUAGAUCGGUUCGUACAAGGACAUGCAUUUUAACACAAUAUGAUCAAAAUCCAGGUGCACAAAAGCUAGUUUGCGACGGUUACGCACAGAUGAAAAAAGAAUGUGCUUGGUUUGAUAAUGACCAAAGAGAAUGCUCUAUGAUGAAUUUAACCAGUAUAUAUAAAGAUAUUCCGAUUGAUGUGAAUACAAAUUACUACAAAACUUCAGUAUGGAGUAGUUGGUCUUCCUGGUCAUCAUGUGGUCAAGCAGAAAUAUCAAAAGAUAGUCAAGAUAAAUUUGAAUCAUCCAGGAAUUCUAUGGAUCCAACAAAUCCACACUUAUUAGCUACACGAACAAGAAAAUGUGAAUUGGUCAGUGUUAAUACUGAUGAACUAUAUACAGCGCAUACUCGUAGAACAGUUUGUUCUGGUUCAUCGAAUCAAAUGAAAACUUGUCCAAAUUUAGCUUUAAAUAUUGCAGAAGUGUUUGGUCAUUUGAAUCGAAGGAAGAAAAAUUACAGAUUCACACCACUUCACUUAAUUUUAAUUGGUCUAUUGAGUUUUGUUUUUGGAAUUCUGAUAGCUGGUAUUGGAAUAAUUAUUUAUUACUGGGGAUAUUAUAAACGACUUGUGUGUAAUAAUAUCAGUAAGAAUAAUAACACUGUUAACAGCAAAAGUAGUAAAUUACGAGGUGAUAUAAAUGCAGAAAAUGAUUUCACCAAUUUACACUCAGCUCACUUGAAUUUAUCGCCUCCACCUCAGCCAAUUCUCAGCCUACCAAUACCGGGUCUAGUUACUUCACCAGCAAAUGAUAAUCAAGUGAAUAUUGAGCAUAAAAGAAGCCACAGUGUUGUCUAUGAUUCAGUAGCAUCUCAAGAUGGUGUAACAUGUUUGAAUCACAGUCAAAAAAGAUUAUUAAAUUUAUAUCCAGAUGAAGCAUUUCAUAGUCUUCAUCAUUCUCAUAAUGAUCAGGUGAACAGGUACACCAGGUUAAAUUGUUUCUCUGAUUCAUAUCCUCUUGGUGAAACAGUAUUCAAUGAAGCGCUUAGAGAGAGAUCAACAGAAGCUUUACCGAAUAAUGAUGGAUUCUGGAGUUUUCCACGUAAAAGUAGACUUAUGCCUGAAUCAAAUCUACUUAAAAUGUAUGCAGAAAACAAUCCAAGUACACAUAUGCAGUAUGAUCAUAACAUGCAUAGUUUUCAACCGAAUUAUCCUCCACAUCAUCAAUUACCACAGUUUUAUAGCACAGAGAGAGAUUAUUUACUCCGCCCAAAACACGCUGGGAAUAAUAAUCGAGUUGAAUCGCCAAACAAUGUUCUAUCAGCAUCCUUUUCCGGUUAUAGGCCUGUAGGUAUUUUCAACCAAAGAAACAAUAAUGAACACUAUUCUCGAUCACCUUUAUUACUAUCACGAAACCAUCAACAACAGUAUCGGCAUACACCACGCAAUCUACAUACUAUAUCUGCAAUGUCAGAACCAUGGUAUGCAUCAACUACUAUUGGUCUACCAAGUAAUAUCAGUGGUAGUCAUCGAAUGCUUUUAGAUAAUAGUACAUCUCCUAUUGACAUGUCGAAUAUGGAUCGCAAUGAAGAUAUGGCUGCCAGUAGAAGUGCUGUAUCUGGUUAUGAAGACUAUGACAAUGGUGGAAGUAUUCAAUUUCCGCCUAAAAUGCCUAUUCUGUCUGAAAGACAUAAGCUAUAUGAUAUCAAUUCACAGGCUAAAUUAAUACCGUCGGUGUCUGCAUAUUCGCAUCCUUCACAUACCUCUAAUAUAUUUGAUGGUGAUAAUCGGUCGUCAGUUUGGAGUGGAGGUGAUUCAAUCCCUUUUGAAAGACCGUCUAAUCCACAUUUAAGGGAGCCGAAUACAUUUUUCGAACACCUACCGCCUCCAUCAGUGCUACCUCCUCCUCAUGCUACACCAGUGACUACUUUACCAUAAAUAACAGUCUCUUGUACAACACUGUGAUAAAUAAGUAUAGGUUUUGUAUACAUAAAUUUAUAUUAUGUCUAUGCUUAUUAUUCAUCCGAAAAAUUGUCUAGUUUAACCAAUAAAACUAUAGAAUGUUUUUUUUAAUUUUCCCCUCGAAACCCUCCUUUUCAUAUUUCCUAUACUUCUUGUUGUUAUAUCUGCAAUAGUGAAUAUAAAGCUUCAUGUUUCC